GGAAAAUACGUCAAAUAUUUGAUAAGUAAAAAAAUGUUUGAAAUAAAAGCUUACACAAAUGCAUACUUUAUUCCAGAGCUGGAACAAUCAUACAAGUCAAUUUAAGAAGAAUACAAGAGUUAAUGAUGUUUUCUGCAGUUUUUGCACUUCUCUUCACCGUAGGUUUGACGUAUGGAUCACCCAUUGCUAAUCAGUACAUCGAUAGCGUUUUGAAUGUAGCUCUGAGAAAUGAAAUUAGAUCUGCAAGUCUUGAUCCUGCUGUACUAAAUGACUUUCAAACUGAAUUCCAGGACAAAGUUGCAAUAAUUGGAAAAGUAAAAGGCAAGGCAGAAUAUUCCAAAGGUACACUUAGUGGUCUUUCUCAAGCUCGCCGUUUUUCAGAAUGCCAAGGACCUUAUUAUAGCUUUGGUGCUAAAAGUAUCAAUUGCACAAUUACAUUUAAUACUUUGCAUAUAAAUUAUGAAGGGAAACUUAAGUAUGGUAAAGUACCAAAAGUUAACAUCAAAGGAAAGGGUGACGUUACAAACACAGUUAUUUUUAUUGAAGUGACCAGCCAAGGUGGAUAUCCAACCCUGAAAAAUUUUCUUUUCCAACAAAUUGGAUUCAUGAAAGUCACAUUUACUGGAUUAGGUCCACUGAACAAGUUUACAAAGUUUUUAGAAGAUGGCUAUAAAUCUCACGUUGAAGCUCAGGUUUUUAAUUCCGUUAGUCAAAGAUUUCAAUACGCAAUGAGUAGAGCUGUGGCCUCAGUACCAAUGCCAAAUUAAUGUUAUACGAGCAUGAUUAUUUGUUGGAUUCUCAGGUAUACCUUUACGAAUAAAGAUUUAACAUUGUGAAAAACUGUUUUGCUUUAUUGCUCUUGUACAUUGUUUGUAUAGUUUAUUACUUUAACUGUAAUUUUUUUAAGAUGAAAUUAAAAAUUGCUUUUUUGCUGUAAAAA
Parasteatoda tepidariorum (common house spider) is the source of this 940-nucleotide messenger RNA. RefSeq lists its product as uncharacterized. NCBI's taxonomy places the organism in Eukaryota, Metazoa, Arthropoda, Arachnida, Araneae, Theridiidae. The record is from RefSeq and is a predicted model, not a curated record.